Cucumis melo (muskmelon) is the source of this 1350-nucleotide messenger RNA. Its product is annotated as heavy metal-associated isoprenylated plant protein 36. The transcript is spliced from 3 exons. The coding region runs from base 94 to 1134 and encodes 346 amino acids. The record is from RefSeq and is a predicted model, not a curated record. Gene Ontology annotation, molecular function: metal ion binding. NCBI's taxonomy places the organism in Eukaryota, Viridiplantae, Streptophyta, Magnoliopsida, Cucurbitales, Cucurbitaceae.
UUCGAUUCUUCUUCUUUUACGUAGAAACUGCUUUUUUCAAAUUAUUUUCACUUAUUCCUCUUUCAAUGGUGUCUCCAUUCAUUCCAAAAAGAAAUGCUUGAAUUACCCUCAAAAGCAUCUAAUCCUCCACAAUCUCUCUCGAGAACAGAGCAGCUCAAACCUUCGGUGCCUUUAAUGGCAGAACAAGAACCCAAGCCUGAGCCCAAAGAAGUUGAAGAAAAUCUGGAGCCUCCUCUCAUUUACAAGACGUGGAUUUUGAAAGUCUCCAUUCAUUGCGAAGCCUGCAAGAGGAAAGUUAAACGAGUUCUCAAGGACAUUGAAGGAGUAUAUGAAACGGAUAUCGAUUUAAAGCAACAGAAAGUUGUUGUGAAAGGUAACGUCGAAUCAGAAACUUUGAUAAAGAAAUUGUUGAAGACAGGGAAGCACGCGGAGCUGUGGCCGGAAAAAGGAAAAAGUAAAGGAAAGUCGAAGAAGAAAGAAAAACACAGCGAUUCCGAAAGCUCCGGCGAAAGCAGCGGCCAUGAAGACGAAAAAGAGAAGGUCAAAUUCGAAGUACAGGAUCCGACCAAAAAUGGAGACCCGACUGGGAAGAUCAUCGACGGCGGCGGCGACAGUCAAGCCAAACAGGCUGGUACUGCACCGACCGGUGAUGGCCAGACCGUCGGCGGUGCAGGUAAGAAAAAGAAGAAGAAAAAGAAGAAGAAGAGCGGCGGAGGAGGCGGCGGAAAUGCCAGCGGUGAAGCUCCCGGUGAUCCUCCAGCAAAUGGAGCGCCACCGUCCGAACCAAAUCCGGGUCACUCCGAUACCGGUCCACAGCCCAUGGCCGGUCCGGUUCAGGUUCCAAUUGUAGUGAAUGAGAGCCCUACACGUCACUAUGUGACUCAGUAUCAACCGCAUUACAUUCCGCACCCAGUUUAUUCAGUGCGGUACAGUACAGCAUACGCCAUGAGUUCUCAGCCACGGCGCGAAUCAUAUUACGCCACGCCGCAACAAUAUUCCUAUGCGUACGUGCAUCCGGGUGUACGACCUGAGAUUGAUUCUCCUCCGUCCGAUUAUGAGCCAUAUUCAUCACAACCGUCUGAUUCGCUCGAGAUAUUCAGUGAUGAAAAUCCGAAUGGGUGCUCAAUUGUGUGAGGAAAUCUUAAAUUUUUGCUCCGAAAUUACCGUAUUGGACACCGUAAGUGCAAGGUCUUUAACUCUUUUAGGAGUAUUUAGAGGGGUAAUUAUGUAAUGUACAGGUGGCUUUUGUUUUGAUAUCGACACAUAUUUCUUAUGCUUAUGCUACAUUUUCAAACGGUUGAACUUGAGAGCUACAUCUAUACAUAGAAAAAAUAAUUACAUUUUGUUAAA